Medicago truncatula (barrel medic) is the source of this 850-nucleotide messenger RNA. RefSeq names its product glutathione transferase GST 23. Gene Ontology annotation, biological process: glutathione metabolic process. Lineage: Eukaryota; Viridiplantae; Streptophyta; Magnoliopsida; Fabales; Fabaceae. Gene Ontology annotation, cellular component: cytoplasm. The record is from RefSeq and is a predicted model, not a curated record. The transcript is spliced from 2 exons. Gene Ontology annotation, molecular function: glutathione transferase activity. Bases 48 to 728 code for a protein of 226 amino acids.
AAGGCUAAUAUGCAUGCCACGCACCCCAUUAACAUUUAUAAUAAAUCAUGGAGGAUGUUAAGGUUUUUGGUCUAUGGUCAAGUCCAUAUACUCAGAGGGUUGUGUGGACAUUAAAAUUAAAGGGUGUGAGUUAUGAGUAUUAUGGUGAAGAUCUUGCAAAUAAGAGUAGCCUGUUACUGCAAUACAAUCCAAUCUACAAGAAGGUUCCUGUUCUUGUACAUAAUGGAAAACCAAUGGCAGAGUCAAUGGUUAUUGUUGAAUAUAUUGAUGAGACUUGGCCUCCGUUCCCUCUAUUGCCACAAGAUGCUUAUGAGAGGUCCAAUGUUCGUUUCUGGUCAAAAUUCAUCGAGGAAAAGUCAAUGCACAUGAUGGAAUUUUUUCUGUAUGAUGGAGAACGACAAGAGAGAGCAAUAAAAGAAACUUUGGAAACUUUGAGAGUGAUUGAAAAGGAAAGUGGACUUAGUGAAAAGAUGUUCAUUGGUGGCAACACAAUUGGAUUGGCAGACAUAGCCUUGGGUUGGGUGGCACAUACUCUGCCAGUCAUGGAAGAAAUUGUUGGAGUCAAGUUCAUUACAAUUGAUGCAUUUCCCCACCUUCACUCUUGGGUGAAGAAUUUCUUGGAAAUUCCUGCUAUAAAAAACAAUCUUCCACCCCAUGAGCUACUUGUUGAGUACUUCAAGGAAAGGAGGAAGGUGUUUCUUGCAAUGACUUGUCAUCAUCACCAUUAGAAUUUUGUGUUCUUCAAAAAGAAUUUUGAUGGAGUUAAGUGUUUUUUUUUUCUUUUCUAUUUUCAAUUCAUAUUUGAGAAACUAAUGUUACGUAGGUCCAAAGCGAAAUAUGAGUUAAUGUC